This is a messenger RNA of Hippoglossus stenolepis (Pacific halibut), 4743 nucleotides long. It is a transcript of the gene ctbp2l, whose product is annotated as C-terminal binding protein 2, like. The record is from RefSeq and is a predicted model, not a curated record. Gene Ontology annotation, molecular function: NAD binding; oxidoreductase activity, acting on the CH-OH group of donors, NAD or NADP as acceptor; transcription corepressor activity. Lineage: Eukaryota; Metazoa; Chordata; Actinopteri; Pleuronectiformes; Pleuronectidae. The coding region runs from base 1 to 3102 and encodes 1033 amino acids. The transcript has 9 exons.
AUGCCUAACUCAAGUGAGCAGUCGCAUUUUGGUGGCUCUCUGAGCUAUCACGGCCCUGAAUGGAUUGAAGGCCAGAACCACAAGACUGCAAGUCGCUGUCACUUCUGUGGCACCAUGGCAGGUCGUAGGAAUUCUCUGGCACUCUGUGGGGGAGAUGGUGGAGUAUGGUCUCACCAUCACGUAAAUCUUGAUGAGAAACAGAAUCCAGUCCUCCAGUCUUCCCAGAUCCAACAGGACCGGCAUGGACAGCAGCUACUGAGGAAGAACUCUGUGCCCGAUCUUGGCAGCAGCCUCUACCUCAGACAAAUGAUGGCAAGCCUGGCCUCUGCACCACCUGUGGAUUACUACAUGACUGGUUCUACCUUAUCUGGUCAGCCACCUGAAGAGUCUGGGUUUUAUAGGGAUAACCAGCACAUGCUCACCAGAUCAGCAUCGCAUUAUGGGUCCAACGCUAGGGGGAUGAAGCCUACCUGGGAUCAAGGACAGGCAAGGGCCACACCUACCGUGUUGGCGUCUGCUUCUACACCUAACCCCAUGCCUCCUCCCCCUCCCCCUCCUCCCCCGCCUCCUCCACCACCUCCUCCCCCUCCUGUUCAUGAGCUGAGCCGUUUGUUCAGGGAAACUCUGGGAUCUAAAAUGAUCCCAGACGUCCAGCGUAUUGGUGGCAGCUCUCCUGGUCCUGCGGUCUACGGGGUCCAGCCCCCUCUUCCUAUUUACGCUGCUGGGCCACCGUCUCUUUCUGCUCACCAAGCUUACAACAAUAUAAACGGCUUUUCCCUGGACUCCUAUCAGCCAGCUGCCACCAAUACUGUGGUGGACCCAGCAUACCAGGGAAUGGACGGAGCUUUCCCCCGGGCUUAUGGAGCUAUAGGCUCUCAGAGGCAACAUUAUGACCCAAAUUAUGACAUGAAUUCAGCCAUGGUGGCUGCCACAGCUGGAUUUAACUCUGGUCUGUCUCUUCACCAUCCCAGUGCUGCAGACCCCAAGAAGAUGGUGGACCCUUCCUUCCUGGCUUUCCUGCGAGCUGAAGGAUUGGCUGAGAGCACUAUCACUCUCCUGCUGCAACAUGGCUUUGAUUCCUAUGCCACCCUGGGGAUGAUGGAGGACCAUGAUGUCCGCUCUGUGGCCCCUAACUUGGCCCAGGCCCGUGCUCUCUCACGUGUGAUGCUUGGUUGCAAGACAAGUGGAACAGCACCACGUACACGAUCCAACAGCUUUACCCAUCGCAAUGAGCUCUACAUGCAGCCCCAGGGUUUGACCAUGGACCCCAACCUGAUACAGCAACAUCCCACCAAUAUCCAGAACAUGUCCCCCAGGAUGGGAGAAUUUCUUGGCAGAAGACCCAGUAGUGCACCCUCCCAACACCUCCUGGAGACCACCACCUACCCAGGAUCUCGGCCCAUGGGAAGUGGAGCUUUUCCAAUUAGCCCUGGAGGAUAUAGCAAUGCUGUGACUCAGGGAAGACCCUUCUCCAUGUAUAAUGCCCACACCGGUCUUGCCAUGUCUGCUCUUGGACAACAGCCUCCAUCAGCCCCGGGCACCCAUGGAGCAGCCCCAAAAACCUAUUCUGGCUCCUAUUCCCCCAUGGAGCUGAUGAAGAGAGCACCCAACCUUCCUCCAACAUCACCAGCAGCAGCGCCAAGCCCCCUUCACAGCCCCCAACUGCUCCGGAAAGGGAUCGGUGCUGCCCCUGAAAGUACCAUCAUUCCUGUGACCUCUUCCUCCGCUCUCCAAGCGCAAAAUCUUAACAACAGCAGGAUGGUUGGACGUCGUACUGGUCCCCCUGUCAUUGUCUCAACCAUGGCCACCGCGCCUGACACAAGUAUUCGGCCCCAAAUCAUGAACGGGCCAAUGCAUCCGCGCCCCCUGGUGGCGCUGCUGGAUGGGCGUGACUGCACCGUGGAGAUGCCCAUCCUGAAAGACUUGGCGACUGUUGCCUUUUGCGACGCGCAGUCCACACAGGAGAUACACGAGAAGGUGCUCAAUGAGGCGGUGGGAGCCAUGAUGUACCACACCAUCACCCUGACCAGAGAGGAUCUGGAAAAGUUCAAAGCUCUGCGCAUCAUCAUUCGCAUCGGCAGUGGCUACGACAACAUCGACAUCAAGGCUGCCGGAGAGCUGGGAAUCGCUGUGUGUAACAUUCCCUCGGCAGCCGUGGAGGAGACGGCGGACUCCACCCUGUGCCACAUCCUUAACCUUUACAGGCGAAACACCUGGCUCUACCAGGCUCUCCGGGAGGGCACGCGGGUCCAGAGCGUGGAGCAGAUCCGCGAGGUGGCCUCCGGCGCCGCCCGCAUCCGUGGCGAAACCCUCGGCCUCAUCGGCUUCGGUCGAUCGGGCCAGGCGGUGGCGGUGCGAGCCAAGGUCUUCGGCUUCAACGUCAUCUUCUACGACCCCUACCUGCAGGACGGCCUGGAGCGCUCGCUGGGCGUCCAGCGCGUCUACACCCUGCAGGACCUGCUCUACCAGAGCGACUGCGUCUCCCUACACUGCAACCUGAACGAACACAACCACCACCUCAUCAACGACUUCACCAUCAAACAGAUGCGUCAGGGUGCGUUCAUGGUCAAUACUGCGCGGGGUGGUCUGGUGGAUGAGAAGGCCUUGGCCCAGGCGCUGAAGGAGGGCAGGAUACGUGGAGCCGCCCUGGACGUCCACGAGACGGAGCCCUUCAGUUUUGCUCAGGGCCCGCUGAAAGACGCUCCCAACCUGAUCUGCACGCCACACACAGCCUGGUACAGUGAGCAGGCCUCCCUGGAGAUGAGGGAGGCGGCCGCCACCGAGAUCCGAAGAGCCAUCACCGGUCGCAUCCCCGACAGCCUACGAAACUGCGUCAACAAGGAGUUCUUCGUCACCACGGCACCGUGGGCCGUUAUGGAUCAACCAGGGGUUCACCACGAGCUCAACGGCGCCGCCUACAGAUACCCGCCAGGUGUGGUUGGAGUGGCUCCGGGCGGCAUCCCGGGAGCGUUAGAGGGCAUCGUCCCGGGUGGGGUGCCCAUCGCCCACACCAUGCCCUCUGGUACACACCCCUCCCAGGCCCCGUCGCCCAACCAGCCCUCCAAACACGGCGAAACCAGAGAGCACCUCACCGAGCAAUAGCAGCAGAAGGGAUACGAGCAGCGGCGACAUCUCAUCCGACGCCGUCGACACUCAGAACCAACCGAAACGCAACUGGGACCAAGAGACAGUGAAACGACACGAGCGGCUGCCUGUUCCAUCAGUCAGCAACUGGGAACUUCACGUGUUCCGGGGGAAUUUGUACUUUUAACGUUUUAGUUUUUACUCUCUGUCUCUUUGGCUUCAGUACCGACUUUAAUCUUUGAUGAUGAUGUUGUUUUCUUUUUUUGGGGGAGGGGGGGGGUUGUUUUUCUUCGGGACAUGCCUAUGAUUGUGGACACACAGAGUCCAGUGUUUUUAGCUCCUCGGGAUGAUGACCCGACGAGACUCGGUCCCGACGCCCCCCCGUCCUCACCCGACCCGCCCUGCCCCUCCACCUCAUGGGAAACGUAGGCCCACGUGUCAACGCCACAAGAGCAAAAUAAACUUUGGCAUCAUGUGCUACUGGACCUUAUCCCCCCCACCCAUCCUCCUCCCCCACUCCCCUCCUCCGCCCACCUCCACCCUUAUGUAACUAAUGUGUGUUGUUUAGGCCCCUCAUUAUGCCUCAGAAGAGAAUUCUUUUUGUUUUUUUCUUUUCCAAUCUUUAGUGUGAAUGACUAAAAAUGGAUUAUUGAAGUAAAUAUAUUUAUCAUUCGUCAAACAAAAAGGAAAAGAUUGCUCAUCACGUAUAGUGAUCUAGAGUGGGUUUCAACCCUUUCCUGGCUGGCACGGCCGCGGUUACACGACUUCACCACUCGAGGGCACUCCUCCUCGUAGGGUUGCUCCAGCACAUUGUUUUGUGUGGGGCGCUCUCUCUGCAGUAAACACUAAACAAACACGUUCACUUUAUACAACUGAUUGUAGCUGAAUUUAAAGAGAUGAAGCUUCCAGCGGGGUAUUUAACGUUUGUUUUUUCAAAAAAUGGAGAGGAGGUGAUGUGUCAGCCUGAGCUGUGAAGAAGAGGGCAUUUAAAAAAUAAUCAUUGAAAUAAGAAGGCCGGCGUGACUGCGUCUGAUUCUUCUGCGCUGACCAACGGACAUUUGUGAUGGCGGACAGCUCGUCUCGAUGCACAGGCCGAGUCGCCCUCCCUUCUUCGAGCACACUUCACACUCUGCGGACAGGAAAGGGUUAAAGCAAACUUCAUUUCUUAACGACUCAGGAAAAACACUUUUUUGCAGAUAUUGUUUAUUCCCAGAAUUUUUUGUCUUUGAGGAAAAAAAAAAAAGAUUUAAGACUAAUCUGGUUAGUCUGGAUAUUUUCUCUCUUCCCUCAUCCUCUCCAUUGUGGUAUUUUUAUAUACAAGGCGCAUCCCACGUUUUUUGGUGUUAAAAGAGUUUUGAAGAGUCCUGUUAGAUUUGUAUUGCCUAGUUAAAUGUUCCUAUAACCAUAGUCCUAUGUGAUCCAACCUCUCUCUCUUCUCUCCUUCUAUUUUUCUUUGUUCUAUUGAAGGCCAGGUUCUUUUUGGGGGCAUCCUGUACUCUGUAAGAGCAAUAGCAGAAACUCCUACUUAGUGUCCCAAACAAUAGCAGAAGAGGCAGCCAGGAGUAUGUUUUUGUUUUUAGUGUGAGUAUUUGUAUUUGUUUCUUGUACAAGGUGAACAUUUAGCAUUCAGUGCAGUUUAAAUAAAAAGAUACAAUACUU